AUGGCUAUGUAUUACUACGCAAGUAAAUUGAAUGAGGCGUCAUGUAGUGGAUGUAAUGUGAAGUUGCCCCCUCCUCCAACCGAGCCUGCUCCGCCACCACCUGAUCAUCCAUCGAUGACCCCGGACACCACUCUGCUUCAUGGCUCUGGUCUUUCUUAUUACGAUAAUGAUGACUACUAUUCAAUGGUAAGAGGGAAUAAAUUCAUGUCUGAAAAUAGCUGUAAACACACAGUGAUGAACGGUGGUAUCAAUUUUGUCAGUGCCCAAACUGUUGAAGCACCCCAGUUGGCAGCAGUAUUGGCUCCUGCUGUGCUUGUUGAGAAAACAGAUGUAGAGUAUAAAGAUGGGCAACUAGUGAGUGCAACAUUCGAUACCCUUGUGGACAUGUUACGUCCUGGCGCUAGCAAGUCCUUCACGUUUACAUUCCUACUCUGCUCUCGACUAUUUGUCAAACCUCACGAGUUGCUGUCUAAACUAUCAAAGAGAUAUUUCAAGAACUAUGACAAAGUGGGUAAAGGAGAGAUGAAGGAGCUAAUAGAAAAAGAGGUGACUGAUAUGACUGCCUUAGUGCGGGUACUCAGUCAGUGGACAGCUAUGUUUCCGUAUGAUUUCCGCGACGAUAGGGUCAUGGCACUUGUUAGAAGCAUUACCCAAAGAUGUGCAGCAGAACAUAUGUCAUCUAUUAGAUCUGAAGUAUCUAGCAUGCUGGAGAGGCUGCUAGAUAAAUUGACGGCUCUUGAGCAAUAUGAGGAGACGUUAGUUGAUGUUGCACAGGUCAAUAGCGUGGAUCAAUUGCCACAGGGUGAUAUUUUGACAUUGGGUCUGACACCGGUAGAACUUGCAAAUCAACUCACUGUUGUGGAACUCCAUCGGCUAUCAUUUGUCGGACCUGAAGAGUUUGUACAAACAUUUGCUCCUCCCCAACCGGGGCAAUCGACGUCUAAAAAGAAUAUCAGCUUACAUCACGUGGAAACUAAGAGCACAAAGAAUCUGGAGGCCUAUGCUGACUGGUUUAAUAGGCUGAGCUACCUAGUCGCUUCAGAUAUUUUGAAGGCAGUAAAAAGCAAGUAUCGCGCUCGCAUUAUGGAGCAAUGGGUGAUGACCGCACGAGAAUGUUUCAACUUGGGCAAUUUCAAUUCACUAAUGGCUAUUAUAAGUGCCCUCAAUAUGGCGCCCAUUAGUCGUCUUAAGAAAACGUGGAGUCGUACCAGUGCAGUAUGUGGACAGCAGUUGAGACAAUUGGAACUAUGUGUGGAACCCAGUGGAAAUCAUGCUAGGUACCGAGCAGCGCUGGCCGCGGCCCCCACGGAGACGGCAGUUCCUCUGUUAUCUGUAACGUGCAGGGAUUUGCAUUUCGCCAACCAGGGAUCGCCUACGAAACUGGCCGGGAACCGAGUGAACUUCGAGAAGUGUUCGCUGCUGGCGCGGCACGUGAGCGCGCAGCUGGCGUCGCGGCGGCUGCUGGGCGAGGGCCCCGCCGCCGCGCAGGCGCCCCCCGCGCCCCCGCCGCGCCCGCCCGCCUGGCGCUUCCUCAGCGACCGGCCCACGCUCACCGAGCAAGCGCUAGAACUAAUAUCGUUUGAACGUGAACCACCCGUAGAUCACCUAGAGAAGGAGAGGCUGAAGCGUUUACGAGGCGCCACGUAA
This is a messenger RNA of Melitaea cinxia (Glanville fritillary), 1647 nucleotides long. Its product is annotated as ras-GEF domain-containing family member 1B-like. Bases 1 to 1647 code for a protein of 548 amino acids. Gene Ontology annotation, cellular component: plasma membrane. NCBI's taxonomy places the organism in Eukaryota, Metazoa, Arthropoda, Insecta, Lepidoptera, Nymphalidae. The transcript is spliced from 12 exons. The record is from RefSeq and is a predicted model, not a curated record. Gene Ontology annotation, biological process: Ras protein signal transduction; positive regulation of GTPase activity. Gene Ontology annotation, molecular function: guanyl-nucleotide exchange factor activity.